AUGGCUUUUGUGUCCCAACGGGGAUGCGGAAGUAAUCGGUACAAAGGUCGAGGUAGAGGCCACAACUUCAACUCUCGAGGCCGGGGUUUUCCUGAGACAACCCAAGGUGGCAGAUCAGGGGGCUAUCAAUCUACUCCGCCGCCUGGGGCUGAUCGUGCAACCUUGACUUCCUCUACCAGCAACAAUCCUUGGACUUGUCAAAUUUGUAAAAAGCGAGGCCAUGAUGCUCUGCGAUGCUUGUUUCGUUUCGAUAACAACUAUCAAAGUGACGACAUUCCCCGUGGUCUUGCUGCUCUCCAUAUCACUGAUGUGCAUGAUGAUGAAUGGCAUCCCGACACUGGUGCCAAUGCUCAUAUCACAGAUAAGCCAGGUAACCUUACUAACUUGGUUCCAUAUUCUGAAUCUGAUAGUGUGAUGGUAGGAAAUGGAACUUCCCUACCGAUUACUCAUGUGGGUACUGGCUCUUUUGGUAAUGUACUUUUGAUUAAGGCGAAUCCCGCAUACGCGAAGUAUAGGGAUAAACCAUUUCCUGCUUAUAACAGUAUUGCCUUCUUGUGUGGAUCAACUGUGGCGACCGGCCACUACGGGAUGUUGUCAGAAACAAUGCAACCACCUACUGUUGUUAGUUCAUCGUCGUCUUCACCUAGUGAGGCAGGCACCGGCGGUAAUGAAACCGGCGGGCAGUGCAGAUCUUCGCCUUCUCCUACCCCACCUCUCGGCCAACCGGCUGUUGGAGGUUAUGCUAGUGGAUCUGGACAUAGCUCGGCAGGUAAACGACCUAGGUCCCCACCACCCUCUGCACAGACACGCAAACAAUGUACUUCCUCUGCCAGGAGAAAGAAGAAGAGUGACCUUGGAGCAGAGGCAUUGGUUGAGAUGGUAGAGAUCGGAAAACAAAAGCUCGAGAUUGCACGAGAAAUGAUAAAUAUAGCGAAGGCUAGUCAAUCGACAAUCUCACUAAUUGACGUUUGUAUGAGCAGAGUUUUUAAUCUAGUGAGCAGAACGGAUAUACGUGCCAUUGCGGCUGGGAUGUCAUUGCGGGCUGAGUCGGAUAGACAACUUUUUAUGACGCUGAAUGAUGAGCUUGCACUUGUGUGGAUUGACCUCCAAAUAGAGGGUACUAGCACUUUCGCAUGUCAACAACAAAUUUUACGGCACUUUGCGAUGUGCUGCUUGCUCGAGGUUUGAUACGAGCAACACGACGUAUGACAGCCGAUGAGCAGUUAGCAAUAUUUCUAUUUUGUGUCGGUCAUGGCGUGGGAAAUAGAGUGUUGGCAGAAACAUUUCAGCAUUCGGGAGAGACAAUUAGUCGACACUUCAACAAUGUACUAUGCGCGCUUGUAACGUUGAAGGACGAAUACAUGAAUUUGCCGCCAAGUAAUGUGGCGACGCAUCCAAGAAUUCGGGACAAUAUAAAUUUUCAUCCAUUUAAGAAUGCAAUUGGAGCGAUAGACGGAACACACAUUCCUGUGUGUGUCGAAAAGAGUGAGCAACCGCGUUUUCGCUGCCGCAAGGGAUUUACGUCACAAAAUAUGAUGGCUGCUAUAUCAUUCGACCACAUUUUCUUCUUCAUUUGCACUGGUUGGGAAGGAUCGGCUGCAGAUAUGCGUGUUCUUCGAUGGGCGUGCGAUACGGGGGGUUUUACAAUUCCUGAAGGUAAAUAUUAUUUGGUGGAUUCGGGGUACGCAAAUACUGACCAAUUUCUAGCACCUUACCGGGGUGAGCGGUAUCAUCUCAGCCAAUUUGACACUUCUACGCGGGCUCGCACGCAUCAAAAUCCUCGAGAUUUAUAUAAUCAUCGGCAUGCGCAAUUGAGAAAUGUGGUAGAGAAGAGUUUUGGUAUUUUAAAGAAGCGGUUUAAGAUUUUAACUCAAGCAACUCCAUUUCCCAUUAAAGUUCAAUACUUGAUACCUAUGGCAUGUUGUGUGCUGUAUAAUUUUAUUCGUCGACAACAAGGAAAUGAUAGAUAUUUUGUAGAACAACUAGAGUAAGAAGCCCCUGAGGGCGUUGUUGGCGAUCCAGAGCCUAUUCCAGGUGGAGGUGAUGGUACGACACGAGGGGAGUCCUUGCAGCGCUCUAUUACCGACCAAUUGUGGAAUAAUCGAUCCUGAAGAAUCCUGCUUUGAUUUGGUUGUAGGACUACAUAUUAAUACCAAGUGUAAUAAUUUUAUGUAAUGUGUUUUAGUAUUAUCAUGUUAAUUUUGAAUAUUUACUAUGUGCUAUGUUAUAAUUUGAAAUUUGCGCCAGUUGCAUAU
This is a messenger RNA of Ananas comosus (pineapple), 2255 nucleotides long. RefSeq lists its product as uncharacterized. NCBI's taxonomy places the organism in Eukaryota, Viridiplantae, Streptophyta, Magnoliopsida, Poales, Bromeliaceae. The transcript has 6 exons. The record is from RefSeq and is a predicted model, not a curated record. The coding region runs from base 1 to 1188 and encodes 395 amino acids.